Microthlaspi erraticum is the source of this 978-nucleotide messenger RNA. NCBI's taxonomy places the organism in Eukaryota, Viridiplantae, Streptophyta, Magnoliopsida, Brassicales, Brassicaceae. The record is from the annotation of a GenBank genome assembly.
AUGGACGGACGUGUCAUUUUGGCAAAGGUUGACUGUACCCAAGAAGCUGAUCUCUGUCGGAGGAAUCACAUACAAGGGUAUCUAUCCAUUCGUAUUUUCCGCAAAGGCAGUGAUCUUAAGGAUGAGAAUGCACACCACGAUCAUGAAUCGUACUAUGGAGACCGUGAUACUGAAAGCUUAGUGAAGUGUAUCAUCUACAUGGGUGCUCAAGACAUGGAGAGACAAGCUCUUAACGUGUUCAGGAUGCGUCUUCUCGGUGCUGAGGUAAGAGGAGUCCAUUCCGGAACAGCGACUUUGAAGGACGCAACAUCCGAAGCUAUAAGGGAUUGGGUGACAAAUGUGGAGACUACACAUUACAUACUGGGAUCUGUUGCUGGUCCUCAUCCUUAUCCUAUGAUGGUCAGAGACUUUCACGCCGUGAUUGGUAAAGAGACGAGGAAGCAAGCGAUGGAGAAAUGGGGAGGGAAGCCUGAUGUUCUGGUUGCUUGUGUUGUUGGUGGCUCGAACGUCAUGGGACUGUUUCAUGAAUUUGUCCAUGACAAAGAGGUACGAAUGAUCGGUGUGGAAGCCGCUGGGUUUGGAUUGGAGAGCGGCAAGCACGCCGCCACGUUGACAAAAGGAGAUGUUGGUGUGCUCCACGGAGCUAUGAGUUACUUGCUGCAAGAUGAUGAUGGCCAAAUCGUUGAGCCACACUCCAUCAGUGCCGGCUUGGACUACCCUGGAGUUGGACCAGAGCAUAGUUUCCUUAAAGACGUGGGACGAGCUGAGUACUACAGCGUCACUGAUGAAGAAGCCUUAGAAGCGUUCAAGAGAGUGUCUCGGUUGGAAGGAAUUAUCCCGGCAUUGGAGACAUCGCACGCAUUGGCACAUUUGGAGAAACUUUGUCCGACGUUACCAGAUGGAACCAGAGUGGUCUUAAACUUCAGUGGGAGGGGUGAUAAAGAUGUUCAGACGGCCAUCAAGUAUCUUGAAGUUUAA